UUGCUGAUACUAAGCCACUCAGACGGUUCAUUUCAGCUCAUCACAUUGCUGUGCUUGGCGCUUCUCUCCUCGCAGCUGGAUGCGAGGCUCGUGAGGAUUCGUCGCAUUCGUCGCCUGGUCGGUGGCAGCGAACGUGAUGCCCAGAUAACGGAUUUUCGCGUACAGCCGCUGGACGAGAAUGGUGUCUUUAAGUAUGCCUUCAAGACGAGCAACGGCAUCGAUGUCCAGGCAGCGGGCAGUGCUUUGGAAACGAUUGGCAUCUUUAGCUACACCUCACCCGAGGGUCAGGAUAUCGAGACACGCUACAUAGCCGAUGAGUUGGGCUUCCAUGUGGUGGGCAGACAUCUGCCCCAACCACCGCCAACACCCAGCUAUAUACUGCGAUCAUUGGAGUACAUUCGCACCCACAACGAAGAUGGUUCGCCGAAAGUUCAUACACUGUGAUCUCGAGGCACGUGGCACGAGGCAGUGGCAGUGGCAGUGGCAGCUGAAGCAGAAGUCUGAUAAACUGAUAGCACGUAGAAUCAACAAAACAAAGAAAAAGAAACAAAAAACACAAAAAAAUAUCCCACACUAAUACAAUAUUCAACUGUUGAUAGUUUUCGUAAGUUGAAGCGGCGCAAAAGAUUUUUGGUCUUUUGGUCUUGGAUUUGUUUUUCUAGUCGUUCCGUUUUCAUAUAAAUCAUGUCAUCUGCUCUACUCUAUUCAUAUUCAAAUCGUCCCAUAUUCUUCCGUGCUUAUGGCUCAAACUAAUUUAUAUUGACACUUAAGCAUAAUUUAUAAGCAAUUUUAUCUCCCACCCACGUAAUUAAUAUAAGGAAAAAAAAACGAAACAAAUAAAAAUGCCAUGCUUUAAGUAUUUGUUUAGGAUCGAAGACCUCUUGUUGGCUAAUUAUAUGUCUUAAUCAUAAUGAGCACGAUCAUAAUGCUGUUUCGCAUGACGUGACCCGGCUCAUAAAUAUUUAUGCUUCUACUCAGAAUUCACAAAUCAAACUGGAUGGAAAUUAAAUGAGAUUCCAUUUUUCGAUGCUUUUCGAUAUCUACAGAUUUUUCGUUUAACUCUAUAUAAACAGGAUUUUCUUUCCGGGUGUCCACAUUUGUGCUUGAGUAUUCACAUUAUCAACAGCUAAAUGAUAUGUGAGUUCUCCCCGAAAACAAAACUAACUCAAAUAUUUGCAAAGCUUCCAUACUAGCUCGGCCUGAUCGAGCAUUAAUUCACUAUUAAAAUAUUCAUUUUAAGAUAUACAAAAAAGGAAAAAACAAAGAAAAAGAAUUCCAAAAAAAUCGAAAUAAAUCAAUAACGUGUACAAAAACUAUUCAUGCUUUAUUUUUUUAUUAUUGGCAAUGGAUCUAUAUUCGGCAUUUCAAUUUAUCAUUUACACUCAUCUAUACUAUAUGUUCUUAUAUGCAGGAUCCGCUACGAAACUCUUCUGGUUUGCACUGUUGAUGACAAUUAUAAACAUGCUAUAGAGAUUCCCCAUAAUUCAUUAGAUUGAACUUUGAAUUUGAAGAAUUGUUUUUGUGAAAUUUUGCAGAAUAUAUUG
Messenger RNA from Drosophila nasuta, 1544 nucleotides. It is a transcript of the gene Cpr78Cb, whose product is annotated as Cuticular protein 78Cb. The record is from RefSeq and is a predicted model, not a curated record. NCBI's taxonomy places the organism in Eukaryota, Metazoa, Arthropoda, Insecta, Diptera, Drosophilidae. Gene Ontology annotation, molecular function: structural constituent of chitin-based larval cuticle. Gene Ontology annotation, cellular component: chitin-based extracellular matrix. The annotation marks the transcript as partial. The transcript has a single exon.